Molecule: messenger RNA, 1483 nt
Organism: Lingula anatina
Lineage: Eukaryota; Metazoa; Brachiopoda; Lingulata; Lingulida; Lingulidae
Biological process (GO): proteolysis
Molecular function (GO): serine-type endopeptidase activity
Source: RefSeq, a predicted model, not a curated record
CGGACUCGAGCAAAUAUUGAGUCUGGUACAGGUUGAACACAUUCUUCAGAGCUGACCACAGUGAGACGGCCAUUUUGAGAGACGAACCGCAAUCAUGAAACUUUCUCUGUUUCUUGCCUCCACGCUUUUGGCUCUUUUAGCGUUAGAGCAGGUGGAUGCUCAUGAUGCCAAUGAUGCCAAUGAGACAGACAAGAUACCACCCGGAGUGAAGUUUGUGAGAGAAAAAAUUCCCAAGAACCGAAGACUAAAGUACAUGAAGAAGGAAAAUCCCGCAGAAAUGAGAAAGAUGAUGAAGGAAAAAGGAUUGAUAGACAUCUCCGAGGAGAAAGGUUUAGUGCGGCUGAUCACUGCUAAGGAUGGUUCUAACGUUCCCAACCAGUAUAUUGCCCAUCUUAAGCCUUGUGGAAAGUAUGGAAAAAUUCGCAAAAUCUUGAAAGGAAGAGGUUCCCAACAAAGAGUGAAGUUCAACAACAAAGAUAGUUACGUCAUACUUAGGAAUAUAAGUGCUAGUGACCUCCAAAAGCUUCGCCAACUUACUGACGUCUUUGUGGAGAUCGAACAAGAUAAAAAAAUGUCGCUUGGUCGAAGUCACUGUGAAGGGUAUUUCAGGGCUGACAAAACAUGGAAUUUAGACAGAAUCGACUAUUAUUAUUGGGAUGAUGACCGUUUUGCUACCUGGGCGCUCGGUUUUGGAAUAGACGCAUACGUCAUGGACACUGGAAUUAACCCUUAUCACAGUGACUUCGGAGGAAGAGUGUCAUCAGGCUGGCAUGCUAGUCGUUUUUCCAAUAGUAGAGACUACGAUGGUCAUGGUACCCAUGUGGCCAGUACCUUGGGAGGUAAAACCUAUGGAGUAGCCAAGGAGGUGAACAUCAUCCCCGUCAAGGUAUGCGUUGAUCAUACAACUUGCUAUUAUUCGGACAUCGUGGAAGGACUUUACUGGAUAAAGUCACAGGUUCAACGAUACAAGCGUCUAUCAGUAGUUAAUAUGUCACUCGGUGGUUCGUAUACAUCCUAUAUAAAUAACGCUGUAUACGCAGUAUUGAAUGCAGGCAUCCCAGUGGUAGUCAGCGCUGGAAAUGACGACCAGGAAAAUGCAUGUUAUAAAUCCCCGGCAAGCGUAAGGUGGGCCCUCACAGUUGGCGCCACCGAUGAAGAUGAUUACGUGGCUUCAUUUAGUAACAUCGGGCAUUGCGUCGACAUUUACGCUCCAGGGACGAAAAUAAGAGCAGCCUACUAUGCGAACAACUACGGAACAACUGUGUAUCAGGGGACAUCAAUGGCGUCCCCUCUUGUUGCAGGUGCAGUCGCAGGAAUGGUGCAGGUUUUCCGCGACGCUGGGUACUAUAGAGUCCCGACGGUAAGCCUUGUUGAUGACAUCAACUAUUAUAUCAUCAAGUUUGCAGAGAAGGGCACAGUGAGGGGACUCCCGUCAACAAACAACAACAAUGUUAUGCUUCAGACCAUGUGCCUUACUACCUGA